GGAUUGAAAAAAUAAUGUCAGUCGACUGUCAAAGUCAGUCGUUUUUAUGUUUGUGUGAUUAUUAUCCUAGUAAUUUAAUUAUUAUUUCGGUUGUUUGCAAGUAUUAUUGUAUUAACUACGGUGUUAUUAUACAAUUAGAAUAUAGUCCUUGUGUGUGCAACCGAGUUUUAACCUGAGGAAAUGGAAGCAGCUAAAAAUAACGGCAGUCGUGGUGGUGGUCGACUGGGAAACCGUGGUGGUGGUGGUCCAGUAAGAAACCGCGGGCGUGGGCGUGGACGUGGGCGCGGCGUUGCCCGAUCGCUUCAUUUUGCUAUGGGACAGCCAGUUGUAGAGGAUGCAGUCAGCGUCUCGUCUGCGUCCUUUGCUGUUGCAGGACCAUCGCAACCAACGACGUCAAUGGUAGAAGAAAGAAAAAAAAUAAAAAUGCGGGCUCUGGACAAGAAAAAUAUGGCCCGGUUACCAGAUGAGCAAAGGGCACGGCUUCAAGAACUACGUGACAGGAAGGAGGUCGCGCAAUUUUUAAUGCCUGAUGCUCCUCCUAGCAAAAAUAGAAGAAAAGUGUCGCCGGUCCGAGUGUCGUGUCCUUUGGUGCCGGGCACCCCAGAAGUGCCGCCCCCGCGUAUUCCUCAAAAAUGGGAAUUGCAGAAGUCAGCGUUGGACGAAAGUGAGCCUUCGAGGUUUGAGCUCGUAAAAGAAGAAGCCACCACACCGCCACCCUCGAAGGAAAAUCAGUUAGUUUGUACCCCGUCCAAGGGGGUAAUUAUCCUAGAUGAAGGUCAAGAGGUGGACGAGCACAAUAUUUUGGUCGAUGCCAACAUUGAGAUGAUAGGGUUCCCGCCCGGGCCAUCGACGUCUUUCACAAGAGCAGAACUUUCGAUUUACGAAGAAGACCCGGAGGAAGAAAUUCUGCAGUGCGAACACUCUGCGGUUCUGAAUCCUGGCAGUGAUGUUGAGGAGGAGGAUUGCCUGGAUGGUUUUCGAUCUUCCAGGAGGCACGCUGGAGAAUUCGCCGUGGAAGACUUGUCCAGCGAGCUCCGCGAGGUCUUAGGAUCCAUCGACAGGCAGGAUGAUUGUGCUCUACAAGAGUCGAGUGAGGAGGAUCUGCUGAUAUUUGAUUGGUCUCACGAUCCCCAAGUUUUUGUUGGGGUGCGAGAAAAUUUUACGGGACCAGCGGGGCCAACUUUCCCCAUUGAGGGUAUGUCUCCGUUCCAAGUUUUUUCGAAAAUUUGGGACGGAGACAUAAUCAACCUCAUCGUCGAUGAGACCAACAAAUAUGCAGCGAAUCUGGUCUCCUCGCCCAUUAAACAAUUCUCUCGUAUGAGAAAAUGGACACCAAUAACGCCACAAGAGUUGUGGACGUUUAUUGGUGUCAUUAUGCUGCAAAGCAUCAUCCCACUCCCUGUGGAGAAGGAAUACUGGUUCCCCUGUUUGCCUUAUUUAAAAUUGGGCAAAUUCGCCGAUAUUAUGGCGUACCAUCGUUUUUCGCUCAUAAAGCGAUGUCUACAUUUUGUAGACAAUAUUUUGUGUGGCAGAGGUAUCCCGACGAAGCUCAUGAAGAUUCAACCAGUAAUUGACCACCUCAACACAAAAUUUAGCUCUUUAUACCUACCUGAGCAGGAAAUUGCUAUAGACGAGUCGCUGAUGCUGUGGAAAGGCAGACUCUCUUUUGCUCAGCUCAUAGCAACUAAAGCUGCUCAGAUAGGUAUAAAGAGUUAUGAACUUUGUGAGUCCAAGACGGGAUAUCUCUGGCAGAUGAUAAUAUAUACUGGGAAGAAGGAACGCCAUAAUGUCGAGAGUAAUGAGAACGAGGCUGAGCCUGAGGGUGCGACGUCAAGGACUGUUUUAAAGUUAGUUCGUCCAUUACUUAAUAGAGGUCAUACUCUAGUAAUGGACAACUUUUAUAACAGUCCUUUACUGGCACGCACGCUCAAGGCCCAGAAGACGGACGUAAUGGGCACCCUGCGUCUGAACCGAGAGUUCGUGCCUGACAGUUUGCGCCACAAAAAUAAGGCAAACAUGCGGACUGGUGAAGUGGCAUUUAGCCAGACACGGGACAUGACAAUUACGGUGUGGAAAGACACGAAUGUGGUAUCACUAAUAUCAACAUACCACAAGGUAGAGGUCGGCGGAAAAGAGAAGUACGGCUACUAUCGGUAUAAACCGAAAGUAGUAUUAGAUUACAACCUGGCUAUGGGAGGCGUCGACAAAAAGGAUCAACUUUUGCAGGCGUUUCCCAUAGAAAGGGUUCGUAAUUUAAUUUGGUACAAGAAGCUUUUCCGCCGGCUUCUCAACGUGUCCAUCCACAACGCCUUUGUCAUGUUCUCAAAAUCAGGGACAGUCAAAAUGGCACAGCGGCAAUUUCGGGUGUUGUUGGCGGAUGAAAUCAUACAGAGAUUUCGCCCGCCAAAAAUAGAACGACCGCUCCCAAUAACCAGCCACUUCCCUGCUAAGACAAAUGUGAGGAAGUCACGUUGCAAGUGGUGCGCAUUAAAAAAAGUAGAUGCUUGCACAGCUUAUAAGUGCGAAUCUUGCAACGUGAACCUCUGCAUAAUCAAUUGCUUUAAAGACUAUCACAUUUCUCGGGGACUGGUAAAGUCCAGUAGUAGUCAAAGAAUAAUCUUUAAAUCAACCAAUUUUACUUACCCGACUGCCGAUAGAUAAUCAUAUUUUUGAAAUUGACGUUUAAAACCCGGUUUGGUUAGACUGGUGUCAGAUUUACUGGCUUCUGACUACCCGUAAUGACUGCCAAGGAUGUUCAAUGACAGCCGGGACCUAC
This is a messenger RNA of Helicoverpa zea (corn earworm), 2776 nucleotides long. RefSeq names its product piggyBac transposable element-derived protein 4-like. Lineage: Eukaryota; Metazoa; Arthropoda; Insecta; Lepidoptera; Noctuidae. Bases 181 to 2661 code for a protein of 826 amino acids. The transcript has 8 exons. The record is from RefSeq and is a predicted model, not a curated record.